Carcharodon carcharias (great white shark) is the source of this 2063-nucleotide messenger RNA. Its product is annotated as gastrula zinc finger protein XlCGF7.1-like. NCBI's taxonomy places the organism in Eukaryota, Metazoa, Chordata, Chondrichthyes, Lamniformes, Lamnidae. The record is from RefSeq and is a predicted model, not a curated record. The transcript is spliced from 2 exons. Gene Ontology annotation, molecular function: RNA polymerase II cis-regulatory region sequence-specific DNA binding; DNA-binding transcription factor activity. Gene Ontology annotation, biological process: regulation of transcription by RNA polymerase II. The coding region runs from base 439 to 1434 and encodes 331 amino acids.
UGGGAUGUUGUGUUUGUCUUAACAAAUUAGUUUAGAAUUUACAAAAAUAAUGUUGAAUUAUUUUUUAGAAUUCGUACAGAAAAUUAAUGGUGAUUUUGGCCAAACAUUUUGCCCUUUGUAAGGGUAUUGACAAGGGUUCAAUGGUUGGAAUAUUAUGGGACGUCAGAUUUGCAGACGGAAAACUGAAACCAACAAAUCACACAAAGAACUGGCAGAGUCACUCCAAUCGUCAAGGCCUGAAUAUAAUUGGCCCUUGAAGGCAGAAGGAGAAAUGUUAGUGCAUGGGAAAACAUUUCAAGCAUCAGUGUGACUGGAAAAGCAGCGAGGCACCCACACGCGAAUGAGAGUGUUCCGGUCAACUGACUGUGGAAAGACUGUGGAACCAGUUACACAGACUGAAAAGAAAUCGCAGCCUUCACAGUGUGGGGGUAACCGUACAUGUGUUCUGUGGACGAGGCUUCAACUGAUUUGUCCAACCUGGAGAGGCACAAGGACACUCGGAGCACAGAGAAACGCUUUAAGUGUGGGGACUGCGGGAAGGGAUUCAAUUACCCCUCCCUGCUAGAAAAUCAUCGACGCACUCACACUGGGGAGAAACCGUGGAAAUGUGGGGACUGCGGGAAGGGAUUCAAUUACCCCUUCCUGCUGGAAAAUCAUCAACGCACUCACACUGGAGAUAAACCGUGGAAAUGUGAGGACUGCGGGAAGGGAUUCAAUUACCCGUCCCUGCUGGAGAAUCAUCGGCGCACUCACACGGGAGAGAAACCGUGGAAAUGCGAGGACUGCGGGAAGGGAUUCAAUUACCCGUCCCUGCUGGAGAAUCAUCGGCGCAUCCACUCCAGGGAGAAUCCAUUGACCUGCCACGUGUGCGAGAAGAGAUUCACUCGGCUAGCCAGCCUGCAGAAACACCAGCGGGUUCAUACGGGGGAGAAGCCGUAUGCCUGCCCUGACUGCGGGAAGGGAUUCAGUGAUUCAUCCAUCCUGCGGAGGCACCAGCGGGUUCACAACAGCGAGAGGCCGUUCGCCUGCAGCAGCUGCGGAAAGGCCUUCAGGGACUCCUCCACCCUGCUCAGACACCAGCGCGUUCACACCGGGGAGAGGCCGUUCCGCUGCUCUGAGUGCGGGAAGGCGUUCACUCAGCUGUCCAACCUGCGGACGCACCAACGGGCGCACACCGGGGAGAGGCCGUUCGCCUGCCCCGAGUGCGGGAAGGGGUUCACUCAGUUGUCUCACCUGCAGACUCACCAGCGCAUCCACACCCGUGAGAGGCCGUUCACCUGCUCCGUGUGCGGGAAGGGCUUCAGCGACUCGUCCGCCCUGCAGGAGCACCGGCGGGUUCACACCGGGGAGCGGCCGUUCACCUGCCCCGUGUGCGAGGAGGCGUUCACGUGCUCGUCCAACCUGCUGAGGCAUCAAAGCCGUCACACCGAUUAGAGACUGUGGGAGCUCGCUGUAGAAAUCUUCGUCCCCGCCGAGGAGAGGCGGCUCUGCUGCUGUUGCUGCGCUAAGAGGUUUAGGUGACCGUUGAAUCUGCUGAGGCACCAGCGAGUUCACACCGGGGAGAGGCCGUUCGCCUGCUCCGAGUGUGGGAAGGGAUUCGCUCGGUCGUCCAGACUGCUGAGCCACCAGCGAGUUCACAAGUGAUCCCAGGGGUUGGAUUCUGCUGUUGUUGCUGCUGUUCAUCACAUCCAGGACUGGACCGUGUUCCUUCUGACACUUGGGGUCUGUUUCUGCUGAUGUCAAUGAUCCCUGUCACUGGGCUGGAGUUUAAUUUUCUGGCUACGUUAAAUAAAUAAGCUGUGUUUAAAAAAAGAAAAUAAUUGUGUCAGGUCCUUGUCUCUAAGAUAGGACCAGAGCUUAUAUACGACUCAUUGCCAGUAAGGUGCACCUUUAUGAGGCUGUAAUAAAAGCCCGCGGGAUCUUUGUCGCCCAGUCUGCUGAGGCAUCAGUGACUACAGGGGCUGGAUUUUGCUCCCGUUGCUGCGGUUAAUCACAUCCAGGACUGAACCAUGUUCAUUCUGACAGCUGGGGUCUGUUUCUGCUGAGGCCAAUCGUCCCCGAUU